ACGUGGAGCUGGGAACCCGGCGCGUGGGGGGAGGUUGGGGACGGGCCUGGCAGUUGUGAACUCGAACCUGCUGCUGUCGCCGCUGCGGGGCAGGGAACUGGCCGCAGAGGCCGGCCUGGUGCUCUAUGGAUGGGUGUCGCGUCCCUGCAGGGCAAGCGGGAGAGGUAAGGCUGACCUCUCAGCAGUUAGAGGUCGGAGCUCUGCCAUGGGGAUAGGGGUGUCUUUAUUGCUACAGUUUUCUCUGACAUCCGGGGGCUACCGAAGUGUGGGCCGAAGCAGGCGCUGCUGCAGCAGAAGUAUCCCCAGGAACAUUCCCAGAAGGAGCUGGAAAAAGCCUCACCCCCAGCUCUGCAGUCUCCAGGCAGAGGAAGAACCGAUGCUGGAACAGCGCUGCAGGGGCCCCACGGCCAUGGGCCCAACCCAGCCCUGGCUAUUUUCUGGGCCCUCCCAGGAGUCCUCCCAGCCCAACAGAGGGUUGAGGUACCAGGGCAAAUCAGUAACUCAGCCAGGAGGCCAUGCCCCAGGCAAGGUCCAUCGAUGUGCCCACUGUCGGAAGCGCUUCCCGGGCUGGGUGGCCUUGUGGCUUCACACUCGGCGGUGCCAGGCCCGGCUGCCUCUGCCCUGCCAGGAGUGCAACCAGCGCUUUCGCCACGCCCCCUUCUUAGCACUGCAUCUUCAGGUUCAUGCUUCUGCAGUCCCUGACCUGGGUUUCACCUGCCACCUAUGUGGGCAUAGCUUCCGAGGCUGGAUAGCUCUGGUUCUGCACCUGCGGGCUCACUCAGCUUCAAAUCGGCCCAUCACUUGUCCUGAAUGUGACAGACGCUUCUGGCGGCAAAAACAGCUUCGAGCUCACCUGCGGAGGUGCCAGCCUCCUGCCCCUGAGGCCAGGCCCUUCAUAUGUGGCAACUGUGGCCGGAGCUUUGCCCAAUGGGACCAGCUGGUUGUUCACAAGCGGGUGCACGUGGCUGAGGCCUUGGAGGAGGCAGCAGCCAAAGCCCUGGGUCCUCGCCCGCGAGGACGUCCCGCAGUGACUGCUCCUAGGCCUGGUGGAGAUGCUGUGGACCGCCCCUUCCAGUGUGCCUGCUGCGGCAAGCGCUUCCGCCACAAGCCCAACCUGAUCGCUCACCGCCGCGUGCACACUGGCGAGCGACCACACCAGUGCCCAGAGUGCGGGAAGCGUUUCACCAACAAACCCUACCUGACCUCCCACCGGCGCAUACAUACCGGCGAGAAGCCCUACCCAUGCACCGAGUGUGGCCGCCGCUUCCGCCACAAACCCAACUUGUUGUCGCACAGCAAAAUCCACAAGCGCUCGGAGGUCUCAGCGCAGGCUGCCCCCGACACCGGGAGCCACCAGAUUGCAGGGGAGCCUAUGGCACAACCUGCACUUGGGGUGCCCCUGGGGUCACCGCGGACCCCGACUGAGGCACCUGCGCCCCUGUAUAGCUGCACCGACUGCGGCCGCAGCUUCCGGCUGGAGCGCUUCCUGCGGCUACACCAGCGGCAGCACACAGGCGAGAGGCCCUUCGCCUGCGCAGAGUGUGGCAAGAACUUUGGCAAGAAGACACACCUGGUGGCACACUCACGCGUGCACUCGGGCGAGCGGCCCUUCGCCUGCGAAGAGUGUGGUCGCCGUUUCUCACAGGGCAGCCACCUGGCAGCCCACCGGCGUGACCAUGCACCGGAGAGGCCCUUCGUGUGCCCAGACUGCGGCAAGUCUUUCCGCCACAAGCCCUACCUGGCCGCGCACCGACGCAUCCACACAGGCGAGAAGCCUUAUGUGUGUCCCGACUGUGGCAAAGCUUUCAGUCAGAAGUCCAACUUGGUGUCCCACCGGCGCAUCCACACAGGUGAGCGGCCCUACGCCUGCCCCGACUGUGAUCGCAGCUUCAGUCAGAAGUCCAACCUUAUCACACACCGGAAGAGCCACAUCCGAGAUGGCGCCUUCUGCUGUGCCAUCUGCGGCCAGACCUUUGACGAUGAGGACCGACUCUUGAUGCACCAGAAGAAGCACGAUGCCUGAGAGGGGCUGUAGGCCUAGGGAGACAGGCCUAGAUGUCCUUGGCAACAGGGUGUCGGUGGCCCGGGUGCGGUACCUACACUGACGCCGCAAGAGGGACAGGUGGAGAUCCCAGAGGGAUAAAGUAGACAGUGAUCUGGGCUCUGUUUAGGAAUGGACUUUCCCCCAGGUGUCCAGGGAACCCUUUUAGAAUUCGGGGACCUGGCUUUGAACUAGUCAGGCCCCAGCUGGUUUUUCUAAGGGUCUACUCAGAGUGCCCUGUACCCUGGAAAAAUAGCAAUAGCAGCCCCAUCUACCCUUCGAGUCCUCAACUAGCCACCAGUGGGAAGGAAGCCACUCUAUCCUCUGGUGUUAACGCCUUAAUGUCCCCAGUCUUUUCUCUGAGUUACUUCAGGUAAUUUUUUUUGGGAGGUAGGUGUGGUAUAGUCGUUAGUAAAUGAAUCCUGGGGCAGGGACAGUGGGCUAGCUGGCUACACCUUGAUGAACCUGCUGGCUUGUCAGGCAGCAGCAGAGGUGAAGCUGAGCGGUUUCUUUUUUCUUUUUCUUUUGUACCAGAACCCUUCUGCAAUGCCUCCUGUGUAGGUACCCAGAUGUGUAGAGAUCCAUCCACGGUUAGCAAUUCCAUCUAUUUCUUGCGUAUUAUCUUCCCAGGACAUUUAUUUACUCCUUCACCCGCCUAGCUUUUUUAUCUGCCCACUCUCCCCCAAGUAUAGGCCUUCCUGCUGGUUUUGUUUAAACCCCUGACCCUACUCAACUCUUUUCAGAGCUUAGGGGGGUUAUGUGAAAGACUAGCUGGGGGAGUUGGCUGCAGGGAAGGUCCUGGAUAGAUUUCCUUUUUAAGGUUUCCAGGGUGUGGAUGGCAGCCUCCACCAUGCACCUGGGUGCUGGGGCACUGUUACCUCCGGAAGACACUGCUUCUCUUGUAGGGCCAGUCUAAUUGUUAGACAUUUUUACUUGUAAUGAUUGGAUUUUGCUUUCCUAUGACAUCUGCCUACUGGGUCUUGUUUUGUUCCUUGGGUUGAAAAAGAACAACCGUUUACCCUCCUUUACAAACUAGAGAAUAAAGAUUUGGUUUUAGAACUCC
This is a messenger RNA of Arvicanthis niloticus (Nile rat), 3104 nucleotides long. It is a transcript of the gene Repin1, whose product is annotated as replication initiator 1. Gene Ontology annotation, biological process: regulation of transcription by RNA polymerase II. The record is from RefSeq and is a predicted model, not a curated record. Gene Ontology annotation, molecular function: RNA polymerase II transcription regulatory region sequence-specific DNA binding; DNA-binding transcription factor activity, RNA polymerase II-specific. Lineage: Eukaryota; Metazoa; Chordata; Mammalia; Rodentia; Muridae. Gene Ontology annotation, cellular component: nucleus.